Arvicola amphibius (Eurasian water vole) is the source of this 2286-nucleotide messenger RNA. RefSeq names its product target of EGR1, exonuclease (gene Toe1). Gene Ontology annotation, cellular component: cytoplasm; Cajal body. The coding region runs from base 105 to 1823 and encodes 572 amino acids. NCBI's taxonomy places the organism in Eukaryota, Metazoa, Chordata, Mammalia, Rodentia, Cricetidae. The record is from RefSeq and is a predicted model, not a curated record. Gene Ontology annotation, molecular function: 3'-5'-RNA exonuclease activity; metal ion binding; snRNA binding. Gene Ontology annotation, biological process: snRNA 3'-end processing. The transcript is spliced from 8 exons.
ACCCAGACGGUGAGACCCGCCCCAUCCUGCGCCGGAGUCUCUCCGGGAGACGAAGCGGAAGUCUCCGCGUACCUCCAGAAGGCUGGCGCGGAGCGCGCGGCAUCAUGGCCGCCGACAGUGACGACGGUGUGCCUUCGGUUCCUGCGACCUCUGACGGUGAUGUCAACAAAAACACAAAAUCUGCAGAGGAGUUUGUGGUGCGGGUUCCUGUGGUGGAUGUACAGAGUGACAACUUCAAGGAGAUAUGGCCGUCGCUCUUGCUGGCCUUAAAGACGGCCAGCUUUGUGGCUGUGGACACGGAGCUGAGUGGGCUUGGGGACAGGAAGAGUUUGCUGAAUCAGUGCAUCGAGGAACGUUACAAGGCCGUUUGUCAUGCUGCCAGGACCCGUUCUGUUCUGUCCCUGGGCCUCGCCUGCUUCAAGCAGCAGCCAGAUAAGGGUGAAAAUUCUUACUUGACCCAAGUAUUCAAUCUCACCUUACUGUGCAUGGAGGAGUAUGUCAUAGAACCAAAGUCUGUGCAGUUCCUGGUACAGCACGGCUUCAAUUUCAACCGGCAGUAUGCUCAGGGUAUCCCCUACCAUAAGGGCAAUGACAAGGGAGACGAAAGCCAGAGCCAGUCAGUACGGACCCUGUUCCUCGAACUGAUUCGGGCCCGUCGGCCCCUGGUGCUACAUAAUGGCCUUAUAGACUUGGUGUUCCUGUACCAGAACUUCUACGCACACUUGCCCGAGAACUUGGGAACCUUCACUGCUGACCUGUGUGAGAUGUUCCCAGCAGGCAUUUAUGACACCAAAUAUGCUGCAGAGUUUCAUGCCCGCUUUGUAGCUUCCUACUUAGAAUAUGCUUUCCGGAAAUGUGAGCGGGAAAAUGGGAAGCGGCGGGCAGCUGGCAGCCCACACCUUGCCCUGGAGUUCUGCAGCUAUCCAUCUAGCCUGAGAGGCCAUAUUGACUACCGCUGUUGUAUGUCCCCUGUAACCUCCCGUCGUUCUCACACCACCGGCAUCUGCACCAAGUUCUCGGCCUAUGGCUGGUGCCCUCUAGGACCUCAGUGUCCUCAGUCACAUGACAUUGACCUUAUCAUUGACACUGAUGAGGCUGUGGCAGAGGACAAACGGCGACGGCGGCGACGUAAGGACAGACGGAAAAGGGCUUUGCUGAGCCAGCCAGGGACAGAGACCUUUGAGGAAGCUGAAGAUGGUCCUCCCACAAAGCAGGUCUGUGAAGAUAGCCUCAAGACAGAGAUUGAGCAAAAAGUGACAGAGGGUGAAACUAGGGAUCAAGCUGAAGAUGGUCCUCCCACAAAGCAGGUCUGUGAAGAUAGCCUCAAGACAGAAAUCGAGCAAAAAGUGACAGAGGGUGAAACUAGGGAUCAAGCUGAAGAUGGUCCUCCCACAAAGCAGGUCUGUGAAGAUAGCCUCAAGACAGAAAUCGAGCAAAAAGUGACAGAGGGUGAAACUAGGGAUCAGCUUGGCUCCAAGCAAGAUCACAAAAGUGACUUAGAGGUGGAGCAUAAGGCAACAAGUUCUGAAAUAGCUGAUGUGGCUGCCUCAGAACUGCCAGUGAGUCAAGCCAGUCCUAAUCCUGUGCCUGGGGAUGGACUGCAUCGGGCUGGUUUUGACGCCUUUAUGACAGGCUAUGUGAUGGCCUAUGUGGGACUGAGGCACGGACUUCACCUCUGCAGUUCUGGACCUUGGCUUCCUGAAUGUCACAAUAAGGUAUAUCUAAGCGGCAAAACUGUACCUCUCACAGUGGCUAAGAGCCAAUUUUCUCGUUCUUCCAAAGCCCACAACCAGAAAAUGAAGCUGGCUUGGGGCAGCAGCUGACCCAAACAUCUGCCUGGCAAUAGGGCAGCAGCUGAUCCAAACAUCUGCCUGGCAAUAGACCUAGGGAGAGAAGCUAAGAGUAGGAAAGAGAUGUUUGGCACUGUGUAGUGGCUCGUGUCUGCAUCCCAGUACCCUGAAGGCUGAGGCAGGAAGACUGCUACAGUUCAUGGCCUGCUCAAAUCAGCCAGAGUUGUAUGGCAAAACCCUAUUUCAUAAAAGGAGAAAGUUAUUUGAGUUGUUAGCGUGUGUAUGUUGCGUUUAAGUACUACAGAGUUGUUGUGCAGGUCUUGGCAGAGACAAUGAGUGCUUCACUCUUUUGUACUGAGGCCUGACCCAGGGGUACAAAAUAAGACUAACUAGCACCUGGAACAUCAGCUUUAUUUUUUAAUCUGAAAGUGUCUUGGGAAAAGUUUUACAAAAAAAAGAAAAUCAACAGAAAUGAAUUAUGAAAAUAUUUAACCAA